UCAUCUUGUGUCCUAUUUGAUACACAGAUGUGAUACAUUUGAUCUCAAGCAAAAUGUUGUCAUUUUGUCAGCUCAUGGAGAACACUUCCGACAGUUACUAACAGGAAAGAAAAUAAAUCCAAAAUUACUUUGAUUUAAUUUUUCAAAUUAGAGGGAGAGAGUGAAUCCAAACUAUCAAAGCAGCAAUUGUGUGGAGCUGCCCGGACGACGGUUCAAGGUCCUGAAAGAAUUGAAUUAAUCAAGACGACCUAUUGUCUGAACUGCCUUAUUUUUCUGCGAUCAUUCAGGGUGUCUGUGACGACUCAAUAGCCCCCAUACCACGUGAGGAGGGGGAUACAGCUCUUUAAAAACCAGACCACGUGUCACGGGACUUAAAAGUUUUUAUAACUAAUUGCAGUGGGAAGUUCUGGUGGUGCUGGCAGAGGGGUGUGUGAUAGUUUCUAAGGAAGUGGGCAGGGUAACUGUGAAAGAGUGGGAAAAGUGUCCUAAAAAGUGGGGUUGGCUCAUAUGUUAUUUCUGUCUUCCUUUGCCCCUCUUUAGUGGCCAAGGGACUUGUCAGUUAAACAAUUCCACCAAAAGAUUUGUUUAAAAUAAAAUAUAUAGAUAUCCGUUAUGGCACUUUGUUCCUUGCCGAUUUAUAUGGAGCGCCAAGUCUUGUCACGUCCUUUGGUUGGCCGCUGUCAAGACUGAGCAAGCCUCCUAUAGUUCAGUAGCAAAUAGAAAGAAACGGGCCGUUGAGACCAUUGCAUAUACUUUUAAAGAAACAUUUCUAUGAAGAGAAAAAAUGGCAUUGCUUGCGAAUGGAGCUGUUCCAGGAGAACCUGUGAAGACGGAUAAGAACUCCAGGAGAGGGAACUGGGGAAACCAGAUAGAGUUUAUCCUCACCAGCGUGGGCUAUGCCGUGGGCCUGGGAAACGUAUGGAGGUUCCCCUACCUCUGCUACAGAAAUGGAGGAGGAGCCUUCAUGUUCCCCUACUUCAUCAUGCUGGUGUUCUGUGGGAUCCCCCUGUUCUUCCUGGAGCUCUCAUUUGGACAGUUUGCCAGCCAGGGAUGUCUGGGGGUUUGGAGGAUCAGCCCCAUGUUCAAAGGUGUGGGCUACGGGAUGAUGGUGGUGUCCACCUACAUCGGUAUCUACUACAACGUGGUGAUCUGCAUUGCCUUCUACUAUUUCUUCUCUUCCAUGACCAACCUCCUGCCGUGGACCUACUGCAACAACCCCUGGAACACACCCACCUGCAACGGUGUGGUGACUCCCAGGGGCAUCAACAACACCUUGGCCAACGUCACCCGCAGCUUGGUCACCGGGGCCGCUGAGGUUGCCGUGGAGGUGGUCAAUAAGACCAAGAGGACCAGCCCCAGCGAGGAGUACUGGAAACACUACGUUCUGCAGAUCUCAGACGACAUCGGGAAUUUCGGUGAAGUCCGUCUCCCUAUUCUGGGAUGUCUGGCCGUGUCAUGGGUGGUGGUCUUCCUCUGUCUCAUUAGAGGAGUCAAAUCUUCAGGCAAGGUGGUGUACUUCACAGCCACAUUCCCCUACGUGGUGCUGACCAUCCUCUUCAUCAGAGGCAUCACCCUGGAGGGAGCUGUCACCGGCAUCAAGUACUACCUUACCCCACAGUGGCAUAAGAUCCUUGACGCUAAGGUGUGGGGAGACGCUGCCUCUCAGAUCUUCUACUCUCUGGGCUGUGCAUGGGGUGGGCUCAUCACUAUGGCCUCCUACAACAAGUUCCACAACAACUGCUACAGAGACAGCAUCAUCAUCAGCAUCACCAACUGUGCGACCAGCGUGUAUGCAGGCUUUGUCAUCUUCUCCAUCCUGGGCUUCAUGGCCCACCACCUGAACGUAGAUGUAUCUGAGGUGGCCGACCACGGUCCCGGCCUGGCCUUCGUCGCCUACCCAGAGGCCCUCACUCUGCUGCCCAUCUCCCCCCUCUGGUCCCUGCUCUUCUUCUUUAUGCUCAUCCUGCUGGGCCUGGGGACGCAGUUCUGCCUGCUGGAGACCCUGGUGACAGCCAUUGUGGAUGAGAUUGGUACUGAUUGGAUCGUUAGGAACAAGACGGUAGUCACAGGAGGAGUGGCUAUAGUGGGCUUCCUGCUGGGUGUGCCGCUCACCACACAGGCUGGGAUCUACUGGCUGCUGCUGAUGGAUAACUAUGCUGCUAGUUUCUCUCUGGUUAUCAUCUCCUGCAUAAUGUGCAUCUGUAUCAUGUACGUCUAUGGACACAAGAAAUACUUCAAGGAUGUUGAGAUGAUGCUGGGUUUCCCCCCUCCAAUCUUCUUCCGGGUCUGCUGGAGAUUCGUGUCCCCCAUCAUCAUAUCUUUUAUCCUGAUCUUCACAGUGAUCCAGUACAAGCCGAUCACCUACAACGACUAUGUGUACCCCGGCUGGUCUCUGGCCAUCGGCUUCCUUAUGGCCAUGUCCUCCGUCAUCUGCAUACCCAUCUAUGCUCUCUACAAGAUCGCCAAGUCUGAGGGAACCACAUUUUUAGAGCGGUUGAAGAAUUCGUGCAAGCCAGACGUGAAAUGGGGCCCGGCCCUGAGUGAGCAUCGGAUAGGCCUCUACGCCACCCCAGGCUCAGAGGGAGAGGUGGAGGUGCGUCCCCUGAAAGAGGAGCUGAAGGAGAGGGAGGAUGAGAAGAGGGAUGAGAUCAGCCUCACCAUCCAGGGCAGCAACGGCUCAACAGCACACAACACUACCCCCAGCGCAUAGAGGCCCCCACUGGGCUAGUGCCAGUCCCCACCCAACCACCCUUUCCCACAGCACACCGCAACGUGGGGGAGAGCCCACUCACUGGAGACCUUUACAUAUUGUAAGGGCUUAUUAUUUCUAACCUCUAGAGAAAUUGGCCGUCAUCCAAAAGAAUUUCACCUCUUGUUUCGACAUAAUUUAAUUAUGCAUUUUUUUUCUCUUCUUCAUAUUAUGCAGGUGUGUGUACACACUGUGAAUACAUGGCACAAUAGGGGAGGGACAACAUUUUUCUCCUUCAUCUGUAAAGAUAUCCAGCGGAAUUGGCAACUUUUCAAGUGGCAGUGCUGGGGGUUUUAAACCUGGAGGCCAGGUGUUCUUUGGGUCAGUGCUGUAGACAUCUGAAUGGAACCACUCUAGGGACUGAUCUUUCCCUUCUGCUGUUUUAUCUACGGUAUAGCUUUUGACUUUCAGUACCCUCUGAUACAAUAUAGUCUCCAUUACUCAGACUGUUACGUAUGCUGCUUUCAGGUUACCCAGAACAACUCAAAUUGGAGUAAGCCAAUGGCUUUUUAGCUGCUCGUCUGACACAAUAUUUCAUUUGACUAACUAUACAGUUAAGCCCUUGUACUUCCAAUGAUGUAAACAACUAACAUGCAUUACAGCACCAACUCCCCACACACACAGAGAAUGUUGGUCUCCAGCUUUCUGAACAGCUACCCUGACUGAAGCACAUGACUUCCCAAUGCCCAUUCUCAGGGUCCCAAAACAAUUUACUACUUACUGAACACGUUCAAUACCUGAGUAAAUGUUUCUAUGAUUAUGGUAGGCUUUACAUUAGAGAGGGAGCUAAGAUAAAGACAACCAUAACAUGUUCACACACAAAAACAAAUGGGUGGAUGGAUGCAACUCAGUACAAUAAAGUGCCAUCUCUCUUUUAGUCUUCCAAUCAUUUCCAUGGGAAAUGCAUCUCGAAAUGUGGCAUCUCACUUUUCGCAUCUCACUUGUGAAGGGAGCAUUUGAUUGAGGACCGAAGCAGCUAGCAUAUCGAGGAGGGAGUACACAGUGGUGUUGCCUCAUAGCCUCUGUUACUCACAAGUAGGAUUUGCCCCAACCAGGCAUGUUACCAAAAAACAUGUUGAACAUGCAUGAACUUUAAUAUCUCGGUGACAUAGCUGGAGUAUGUGUCUUUGUUAACUUUUUCAAAACUGAGAGACUUGCAUCAGCAGGUGUCUUUGCAGAGGAAAAUAAAUGUAUUUACAAGCGUUUUAAAGCUCUGAGCCAAGUAAUGGUGUGAUUGGAUGUGGAAACAGGAAGGAGAGAGGCCAUUGGUUAGCCUGGAGAUGGAGCUUGUCUCCAGGAGAAUAAAAAAAAACUUCAGUCAUCUUUACUGAAUUAUGUAGUUUAUAUGUAGUUGUAUAGUAUCGUUCUCUCUAUAGAAUUGUCUUAUUUUUUAUCUUUUAUUAUUGUAAAUUAACAUAGUAAAUAAUUGUAAGGAAAACAUGUUGUAAGAAGCAACAGUAUCUUAAGAAAUAACAGUAAUGUUUACCAUUCCUCAUCCGUGACUUGAUUUUUUUUACUGGUAAUUGUUUUAUUUUAGGGGGUUGGAGUGGGAGGGACAUGUAUUUCAGUCACUUUGUGAAAGGAUGCUGUUGUG
Molecule: messenger RNA, 4343 nt
Organism: Oncorhynchus masou masou (cherry salmon)
Lineage: Eukaryota; Metazoa; Chordata; Actinopteri; Salmoniformes; Salmonidae
Product: sodium- and chloride-dependent glycine transporter 1-like
Exons: 13
Coding region: 785-2710 (641 amino acids)
Biological process (GO): synaptic transmission, glycinergic; glycine import across plasma membrane; sodium ion transmembrane transport
Cellular component (GO): plasma membrane
Molecular function (GO): glycine:sodium symporter activity
Source: RefSeq, a predicted model, not a curated record